Molecule: messenger RNA, 1804 nt
Organism: Prorocentrum cordatum
Lineage: Eukaryota; Dinophyceae; Prorocentrales; Prorocentraceae
Source: the annotation of a GenBank genome assembly
GAGGUUGAGGUUUCUCAAGAGCUCAGAGAGCAGCCCAGAGGACAUGGACAAGCAGCUGAACGACACGGCAGACCACGUUAACGAGAGCAUGGAGAAGGGGAUCUUCGUGCAUGCUGACCCCGAGAAGCCGACGACGGCAACGUGGCCGGCGAGUUUCUGUUCUCUGGCCACGAAGUACUCAAAGAGAAACGCCGGGGGCGAGGACGACGCAAUGGCAAACCUGAACGGGUUCAUCAAGCGGUUAUCCGAGGAGCUCUUGCAGCGCGCCGGCGCGCUGGACCACUUGGUGCCGAUCCUGAAGCCGCUCCAGGAGUUCAUGAAGAAGCAGCCGGACAUCUUCGCGAAGUGCGGCGCGCGGGCGGCGGCGGAGGCGACGGCCGCGCACGGGCCCAAGACCCGGAAUGCAUUGCCGAAGGGGGAGUUGAAGCCGCCCGAGCUCAGCGCGCCGCGCGCCUCGCCGCUGCACGACCUGCCCCAGAAGGCGCGCGAGGGAUGCAAAUUGGAGGAGUUGUGCAAGGGCCACAAGUCAGGGAACGGCGAGCGCUUGAAAAAGCUGGAGUCCUUGAUGGACGGGGCGGAAAAGACGGCGGAGAUGUCUCUGAUGAGCACUACGCGGGGGCCUGCGUCGGGCGCGACCAAGAUGAAGUACCUGCGCGCGGGGGAUGGGCGGGCGGGCAUUCACCGCGAGUGGGGGCCCGCGUCUCCGCUGCUAAAGUCGGACAAACUGCGUUCGAAGGGCGCGGCCACCCAGGGGGCGUCGUUCGCGGAAUUCGCGGGCAUCCUCGACGCUCGCGCCGCGGUCGCGGAGUUCGCCCCGAAGAUCGCCAACGCCGUCGCGCGAUCCCUGUUCGCCGCGCGCGGCAAGAUGCCGCCGGAGCUGCCCGCGCUGCGUGGGGGGGCGCGCGCGGCGAAGCUGGGCGCGACCGCCGCGCCCGGCUGCGGCGGCGAGAUCGGCGGCAUCUUGGAGGCGAUGAGUGAGGAGCAGGUCGACACGGGAAUCCGAGCAGCAAAGGGGAUCGCAGCGCGGGCGAGCGGAGAGGCAUCGGGGAGCGUAGGGCGCGCGGCCGCAGCGGAUCCCCGGAGACCGGGGGUUGCAGCGGCUGCGAAGGCGUGCGUCGACGGCCGCGAGGCCCCCGUCCACGACGCGGCGUCGGCCGAGGUCGAGAAGAGGAGGGCGGCGCAGGCCGCGCAGGCGGCGCCGGUUGCAGCGCAGACUGCGGCGCCCGCGGCGGCGGCGCAAGAAGGCGGGCAGCCCUUGCAGCCCGCGCGGGCGGCGUCGCCCGCGCCCGCGGCAUCGUCCGUUCAGGGCGAGCCGCCCGCGGCGCUCGCGGCGCCCCCCCCGCUGCCCGCGGAGGCCGAUCCGCACGCGGCAGCUCGCGAGGAGCCCGCGGGGGCGCCCUCGCUGCCCGCGCAGGGAGAGCAGCCCGCGGCGCCCGCGGGAGAGCAGCCCGCGGUGGCCCCCGCUCCGCCCGCGGAGGCCGAGCUUCCCGCGGCUGCAUCCGAGACGCCCGCGAAGGCGCUCGCGCAGCCCGCUGCGCCCGCGCAGCCCGCGCAGGCCAAGCCUCCCGCGGCUGCGUCCGGGGCGCCCGCGGGGGCGCUCGCGCAGCCCGCGGUGGCGCCCGAGGGGCCCGCGCAGCCCAACAAGGAGUUCAAGGUCGGCGACAAGGUGAAGAUCGUCAUGCGGAAGAAGCAGCGGAACGGGAAGUCAGGCACGGUGGAGCAGGUGCGGGCCCAGAAGGCGCAGGCGUGGGUGCCCGAUGCCGACGGGGGCAAGGGGGAGUUUCGCGAUUUCCAGGAGGUGAAC